This is a messenger RNA of Lymnaea stagnalis (great pond snail), 1202 nucleotides long. NCBI's taxonomy places the organism in Eukaryota, Metazoa, Mollusca, Gastropoda, Lymnaeidae. The record is from the annotation of a GenBank genome assembly.
GUAAUGACAAAACCGCCGUUAAAAUGGGCGACGACCUGGUCGGCUCAAGAACCAAAAGACUUGCGGAGAUUUUCAACACUGUCUUCCAAGUUGAACGGAUGGGCUUCGGUCUGAAUGAUCCAAAAUUUAACGUCGACAAUGACGCUCUCGUAGGCAUUCGCGUGAGUACAACAGAAUUGACUGCGGCUAAUUUAUCAAAACACAACUCGUUGCUCUACGAUGCUCCUCCUAAAUAUGAAAAGCUCAAGCAUUUUGCUGGACAGCGCAGCAGAGUUGAUUCGACACCAAAGAACGAAGAUUAUGAGUUUGUUAAAAAAUGGAACAUUCAACGUAAGAAACCUCAGCAUCUUCGCGCGUACCCAGCUGUGUUAUCCGCAGCUGGGAGUAACGACAUGCAGAGUCACGUUUCGUUAUCCUCGGGUCGAAAACCGGAGGCGAUACCCAAGGAGAAACAGCUCAUCGAUUAUUUCGUAUCGGUAGCUGUUGGGGACAGGGAAGGGACAGAUUUAGACGUGCAUAGCUUCACGAAUCCCGAAACCAAAGUUUCAAGUCUGGCUUUAACAUCCAAAUGUCAAAUACCUGAGCAAAAUGAGAAAACGAUUGAUUUGACCUCAAACAGUCCAACGCUUAAGAAUGCAGAAGCAACACUUCAGUCUUCUGAUGGUCAAAUUGAGCCCCAGACAAUUGCAAGUUCUAAAGAAAUGAAAAGCCAUCCUGUGAUGAACACGAUCGGUGAUCCUCAACAGAGCCGAAAUCUGCCUCGAAUUUUACAACCACACCAAAACAAGAAAAUAAGCUUAGUUCAGGGCGAAUCUGUAAAUUUUGAAUCGGUCGUGACGUCUGAUGAGAAUCAAUUACACCUGCAGGCAGGCGCUUGUGUAGAGUUAAGGGGAAAACAUUCCAACGCCGGCAUUGACAGAAAGGCUUCUAUUACAGGGAACGAUUCAAAACAACCAGCCCUAUGCGAAGAGACUUUACGAUUUGAAGGUUCUAGAGCAAAAAACUAUGAGCGAAUUUUGCGCUCUCACACCGAAGAAAUGAAAUCUCGAUUGGGCCGGGUCAAGGUUCACGGUCCCCAGCCCAUGGAUUACAAUCAAAGCGCCGACGAAGACGAAUUGGAAGCUCAGGCCAAGCGAGACAUCCUGCAGGUGAUGAUGAAGAAAAAGAAGCAGUACCUCGCCCGGGCCAUCGACGAGGAGGAC